This is a messenger RNA of Arctia plantaginis, 2487 nucleotides long. The record is from the annotation of a GenBank genome assembly. Lineage: Eukaryota; Metazoa; Arthropoda; Insecta; Lepidoptera; Erebidae.
AUGUUGUGCCUUGUGCUCGUCGCGUGCUGGAGCUAUGCCAUUGCUGAAGGUGCUUACCUCUCACCAAGCAAUAAUAGUCAAUCUAAGGAGGAGAGCUCUUUUACUUCUACAAUUAGCGUUGAUCCAUGGUCACCUAUCGUGGGUGACACAGAGGGAGUACCGAGCGUCACCGCCAGAGUAGAAAGCGUUCAUGGACGUCGUGCGGCAAUCAGCCUUGUGGAGAACAUCCGCAGGCAGUUGAUGCGCGACAAUUACGACUAUAUUUCUGACGAGAGCAAAGAACCGUCCACGAUCAAGACACCUUCACCUUCACAAGAUAAUUCAAAGAGGAUUACGUCGGCACGUAAGACGUCAAUACAGACUGGUAUGAUACCAACGAGUUCGCCGAGGGCAUUUCAUACAAGUCCGGCAGUAGCCCCAAUUACUACCGCGGUCGUCCCGCGCCGUGAAACUCGCCUGCUGCCGCCCCUGAGUGUUAAACAAAAAUUAUCACCAAUCCAGGUCGCCAGGGUCAACAUGCCAUCUAAGAGCAACAGUAAACAACAUUUCGGAUCUUUUAGUAACUCGCCAAUAUUGAGAUCAUUGGACGAAGAAUCACACAGACAUGCUACCACAACAGCCAAGAAUAUCAAAAGUGAAAUAGACGUCUCGAAGAAGGAUUUAUUAUACUAUAUGGAUGAUAUUCAUUUGCGACGCAACAAUCCUCCUUCUACUGUUUCAUCCAUUGUAGGGAGACGCACGUAUGAACCAGCUAACAUGACAAAUAAAAUUACUAUAAAUGAACGUAAACAAAAUAGACUACCAACUCAAAAGACAAAGAUGCGAAUUAGUGUAAAAGAGAAGCAUAGUGAUGUCAAACAAAUUAGUAAUUACGAUUUCAAUCAAAACAAUCGACGAAAUAACCAAUUAGAGUUCAAAACGCAAAACCAUCAAGAUGAUGAACAUGAAGCGGUAGAAGCCGAACGCAACGGCCAAGUAAAUGUUCCAGCAAAACAUGAUAGACGACACAAUAAUAUACAAGAUGAUAACGAUAUCGACAAAACGCAGAAUAAAAAUGACGGGGAUCAUAAACAAAAAGAAGUUCGAUUUGAUAAUAGGGACAAGCAAUCAAAAAAUAGUUUGUACGAAGAUCAACCUAAUGAGAAGUAUAAUAUGAAGCAAGACGAUAAGAGAAAUUUACCAUCUAUCAUCGAACAUAGUCACCGAGAAGCUGAUGAAAUAAAAAACCAACCAGAAAAUAUGCAAAUAAACGUUUCAUUAAGUCCCAAUAAUGACAGUUACAAAAUGACACAAGAGACACACUUCGUCAAAAAUGAAGUCCAACAAAACAACCUAACGAAAAGGGAACAAAAGCUGUAUGAUGAGGAACAAAAAGUGUCGAUUGAUAAUCGCAAACAUUUUCGACGAAGUAAUCGUAGGCGUAAUCAUAGGCGUAAUAAUGACAGAAAUCACAAAUACAUUGAACAACUUGAUAGGAGUCAAUACGGUGAUUCUACUGAUGAUAAAUAUACACAGCACAGUUUAAAAAAAGAAGUAAAUCUUCAAAUCAAUAGAAACAGUCGUAAUAUCUACAAACAAAAUGAGCACAUUAAAAAUAAGUCCAACAAACAUAUACCACAUAAAAGCCCUCGGGAGAAAAAAGUUCAAGUCAAAUAUGAGCAUAGUGAACAAAGCAAUGAACAGUCACAUAAUGUACACAAAACGUACGAAAGUGGCCGAAAAAAAAGUCCAAAUAAAAGAAAACGCAAAUUGCAUCCAUCAGAAGAAAGCGUUAUACAGAAAAUCAAUAAACCUGAAAAACAAAGUAACGAUGACAACUCAUUAUAUACUCAAAAUAUUAAUGAAGAUACAACGACUGAUAAAGUAAUUGUCAAGAGAAGUACUCUACCCAGCACUGAAGCGGAUCACCAACGUCACAUUCGAAGGGAACUCAAUAAAAAGGUCUAUGUGGAUGAUAAACAAUCGCAUUCUGAUAACCAGAAUAAUAACAAUUUCAGUAAUAACAUUAACGGUGAUACAACAGAUGAUAGAAAUGAAGGAGAUCAUAACGAAGAUGAUGGAACUGAAGAAUAUAAAGAUCAAAAAAGUCAGUAUUUAGAUAGUAUGGAUAACGAAGAUUUUGAAAAAUUUGAUGGACGACGAAUGAACAGACCAAGUAAUGACACACAUUUAGCAAAAGAACUUGAUGUACAUGACGAUGAAUGCAAUAACAGCCAACGCGGAUGUUUCGGUGAGGAAUAUAAAAAGCAUAACAAAAGUAUCACCGAGAAUGUGCAAGAAUUGACUUCUCUAACUGCUAAAUAUAAAUUACUUAAGUGGGAGGCUCAAGGCGCAGCAACACAGGAGAGCGUCAAUUCCUUCAGGAGCGUGGCCCAAAAGGAGUUGCAUUGUUCGCGCUUGACGGAGCACCUUUCCCACAGUUUAGACUCCCUCGCAGCCGUCGCCAGUACAUGGACGAUCACGUUGACAAACGCCCGCCUCUCAUAG